This is a messenger RNA of Colletotrichum navitas, 459 nucleotides long. RefSeq lists its product as uncharacterized. The coding region runs from base 1 to 459 and encodes 152 amino acids. The transcript has a single exon. The record is from RefSeq and is a predicted model, not a curated record. NCBI's taxonomy places the organism in Eukaryota, Fungi, Ascomycota, Sordariomycetes, Glomerellales, Glomerellaceae.
AUGCGACGAUCCCGGCCACAACAACCUCAGGACCUUUAUCGAUCCUCCUGGCACAACAACCACCGGAAAAAGCGGCGCCUAGAUAUCUCCCCCUCCAGAGCGGUAGGCAACAUUCUGGACUUCAACAACCCUGCCAAAUGUCACCUCCCAAACGUCUGGCAGUUCGCUGACCAGGCCGAUCUCUUCCGCCUUUACGACGCCGUUUUCCAUAGCAAAAAGCAGCCCAACUUCCUUAAGUCCUGCGUAUCCAAUCACGGGUCUGAGGCAGCAAACAAUGAGCAUAGUCAUAAGAGACCUGGCCACUCAAUGGGUAGGGUGCGAGGUACGAGUACCCCCGAACUUGGACUUCGGAAACCUCUGCCGUCGCCGGCAUUAUGUUGGAGGGCGUCCAGAGGCCUGCGUAUUUCAGCUGCCUUUAUCAACCUCCGUCAAGGCGAUGUCUCUGGUUUGUCGACAUGA